Molecule: messenger RNA, 2036 nt
Organism: Eupeodes corollae
Lineage: Eukaryota; Metazoa; Arthropoda; Insecta; Diptera; Syrphidae
Product: esterase 6-like
Exons: 3
Coding region: 17-1666 (549 amino acids)
Source: RefSeq, a predicted model, not a curated record
UUUUGUCAGUCUCGUAAUGUGUUCCUUUCGGGUUGUUUUGUUCGUUACAAUAUUCGGAUUUGCAUAUAGUAACAGUGCUCCUAUUAUUAAGCUUCCAUAUGGCCAACUUCAAGGUUCAAUCGUAGAUAACUACAAUUCCUAUACAAAUAUACGUUACGCAGAACCUCCUGUACGCUUUGAACCUUCCAAACCUCACGAUACUCGUUGGAAUGGAAUUCAAAAUGCAACUGGUGAAAUGUUGUAUUGUGCGCAGUUUGAUGGAUUUUUCAAAACUCUGAGGGGACAAGAGGAUUGCUUGUUUUUGAAUGUUUUUACUCCAAAAAACACGGAAGACAAAAAACUAUUACCUGUUUUUGUCUUUAUUCAUGGCGGUGCUUUUAUGUUUGGUGGUGCAGGAUUCUAUUCACCAAAAAUCUUUAUGUCUGAAGGAGGAAUGAUUGUGGUUUCAUUGAACUAUCGAUUGGGACCACUUGGAUUUCUGACAACUGAAGAUGGAGUGAUUCCUGGAAAUUUAGGAUUGAAAGAUCAACUCUUGGCUUUGAGAUGGAUUAAGACAAAUAUACACCAUUUCGGAGGAGAUCCAGAUAAGAUUCUCUUAGCUGGUCAAUCUGCAGGAGCUGCAUCGGUUCAUUUGCAAAUGUUGAGAAAAGAAACUGAGAGUCUUGUAUCAGCAGCUAUUGCCAUAAGUGGAACAGCUUUAAAUCCCUGGGUGAUGCAAAUAAAUCCUAAAGAAAAAACUGAUAGUUUAGUAAAGCACUUGAAUUGCUCAUCAGUGAGUCAUGGAAAGGAUAUAAAAUCAUGCCUUCAAGACCAACCAUUGGAAAAGCUGCACACAGCAGUGAUGAAAAUGCUUAUGUUUCUAGACAGUCCCUUUAAUUUGUUUGGAGCAGUUGUUGAGAGGGAAGACACACCUGGAGCAUUCUUGACUGCAGAGCCCAAGAAGCUCAUCGAAAGAGGUGAGAUUGCCAAUGUUCCCUGGAUGGUAACGAUGACCACUGAAGAAGGAGCUUAUAACGCUGGAUCGUUAUUGAAAAAAGAUGACAACGGUGUGGAACACAUUGAGGAGCUCAACGAACGCUGGUUGGAACUGGCACCAUACUUGCUCUUCUAUUACAAUGAACCUUGCUGUCAGUGUAAACAGAAGUUGUCCGAAAGUCUCAGAGAAAUGUAUAUGGGUACAGACCGUUUCUCUACGAAGUCUUAUCUCCGGUUGCAAAAAAUGUUUACUGAUGUCGUUUUUGCCAAUGGCAUUCUCGAAGCAAUUAAGCUUCACAGAAUGUUUGGAGCAGGCCCUGUUUAUGGAUAUGUUUAUUCAAAUUCACAUAAAAAUGGUGUGGGUAACUUCUUAGCCAGUAAUGAUGAUGUUGAAUUUGGAGCAACUCAUGGUGAUGAUGAAGCACUGUUUCUACCAUUAACAAUAAGUACAAAUUCCACAUCGAGCAAGACGAACGACUUGAAAAUUUCAAAAUACUUUGUAAAAAUGUUUAAGUCGUUUGCGCUAAAAGGAAUUCCUAGCUUUAAAGAUACUCUUUUACCUGGGAAUAAAAAUAAUCUGCAACCAAUGCAAUUCCUGCAAAUUUUUGAGAAAAAUUAUUGCUUUGGUCCCUGGGAGAGUUCGAACAAUCAGGAAUGUCAGAAACUAAGCAAUCAAUGUUUUGACUAUUAAAAAACUACUUCCAUUAAGAACAGACGAUUGUCAGACCUAUCAGUAAAAACAGUCGUGUAAAUUCACAAUGAGUAGGGUUCACACGACAUAGAGGACUGAUUUGCUAGCUGCCAAAAAAAUGAAAAGUUAGUCAAGAAAAAUCUACCUAACUUUCAAGUCAAAUGUUCUUGUAUCAAAAUAUCAGUUCAUCACAGUUGCCUGCAAAUGAAGUCCUUUAUGUUGUCUCAACCUGCCCAAUGGCUGCGUUCAAUGUCGUGUUGGAUAGGGUAUCUUGGAUAGGAGGAUUUUUAGAUACCUUGUUGAACGAGUUGGUUAGCUGUAUCGAGAUAGCUGUCAAAAAAUAAAAACAACUUUUAGCUGUUCACUUGAA